Mandrillus leucophaeus (drill) is the source of this 381-nucleotide messenger RNA. RefSeq names its product P2X purinoceptor 7-like. Gene Ontology annotation, molecular function: purinergic nucleotide receptor activity; ATP binding; extracellularly ATP-gated monoatomic cation channel activity. Gene Ontology annotation, cellular component: nuclear inner membrane. The record is from RefSeq and is a predicted model, not a curated record. The coding region runs from base 1 to 381 and encodes 126 amino acids. The transcript is spliced from 3 exons. Lineage: Eukaryota; Metazoa; Chordata; Mammalia; Primates; Cercopithecidae. Gene Ontology annotation, biological process: monoatomic ion transport.
AUGGACGUUGUGAACGACUCCCCAAUCUCCAUUCCAACCCAGAUGGUUGGUCCAAGGCGGGAGCCUGUGACCGUUCCAGCCUGCUGUAGCUGCAGUGAUGUUUUCCAGUAUGAGACAAACAAAGUCACUCAGAUCCAGAGCAUCAAUUAUGGCAUCAUUAAGUGGUUCUUCCACGUGAUCGUCUUUUCCUACGUUAGCUUUGCCCUGGUGAGUGACAAGCUGUACCAGUGGAAAGAGCCUGCCAUCAGUUCUGUGCACAGCAAGGUGAAAAGGAUAGCAGAGGUGAAACAGGAGAUCAUGGAGAACGGAGUGAAGAAGUUGGUGCACAGUGUCUUUAACAUGGCAGAUUACACCUUCCCUUUGCAGGCGAGCACCUGGUAG